This is a messenger RNA of Siniperca chuatsi (mandarin fish), 5788 nucleotides long. RefSeq names its product zinc finger protein 271-like. The coding region runs from base 352 to 3315 and encodes 987 amino acids. Lineage: Eukaryota; Metazoa; Chordata; Actinopteri; Centrarchiformes; Sinipercidae. Gene Ontology annotation, biological process: regulation of transcription by RNA polymerase II. The transcript has 4 exons. The record is from RefSeq and is a predicted model, not a curated record. Gene Ontology annotation, cellular component: nucleus. Gene Ontology annotation, molecular function: DNA-binding transcription factor activity; RNA polymerase II cis-regulatory region sequence-specific DNA binding.
GAAGUUAGCGCAGCUUGCUAGCAGGAAGUAGACGGAGACGGAGCUCGGCCUCACAGUGCUAGUCGGAGUAGCUUCGAUAGAGACCAAACUGUAUUUUUCACGGAGCCAAAGUGUCCAAAUGUCCAGACAGACCUGUCUGAAGAGACUCUGCGCUGUUCGCUUUAUUUGAACAUGUUUAGCAUCUGAAUUAUCUCCCGGCGUCCUACGGAGCUAAUGGAGUUAGCUUAGCUUGCUAGCAGGAAGUAGACGGACGCGAACGUGAUGUAACUUAGCAACACAGCGCGCAUCAGAGUGAGCAGACAGUUUUUAACGGAGUGAGUCUGGAGGAAAAGCUGCUGUGAAGCUGUGAAAAUGUUUAAAAUCCAGAACGAGGAGGAACUUUGUGGACAACGCAAACUACUGGACGCUGUUUUCCAGCCUGAAGUCCGGCUGCACAGAGCAGACGUCCAGCUGCUGUUGGCGAGUAAAGAAGAGGAUCCCCCUGAGCAGCAGGACUGGAGCCCCAGUCUGGACCAGGAGGACCCACCAGAGCCCCCACACAUUAAAGAGGAACCAGAGGAGCUCUGGACCAGUCAGGAGGGAGAGCAGCUUCGAGGGCUGGAGGAGGCGGAUACCACCAAGUUCACAUUCACUCCUGUCCCUGUGAAGAGUGAAGAAGACGAUGAAGAGAAACCUCAGUCCUCACAGCUUCAUCAAAGACUCACUGAACAGAUGAAAACAGAAGCUGAUGAAGAGGACUGUGGAGGACCAGAACCAGCCAGGAACUCAGAUCCAGAUAGUCGUUUACAACCAGAUACUCAUUGGUUGGAGACCAGGGAACCUCAGUCAGGUUUAAACCGUCUGCAAAACAAUGAAGUACCUGUAAGUGAUCAGGAAUGUAAUACUGGAAAAACAUCAAGUAGCUCCUCUGAAUGUGCUACAAGCUUUGGCCACAAGGAACAUCUGCAGGAACAAGAUGGACUCCAAAAAAGAGAGAAACCAUUUAGUUGCUCAGUUUGUAAAAAAACUUUUCCGUGGAGGGGACAUGUUGUGAGGCACAUGAUAAUCCACACAGGGGAGAAACCCUUUAGUUGUUCUGUCUGUGGUAAAAGAUACUUCGGGAAGCACUCCUUAUCGACCCAUAUGAGACUUCAUUCAGAAGGAAAACGUUUCAGCUGCUCAGUUUGUGAAAAAACUUUUCAAUGGAGAGGAGACGUUGUGAAGCACAUAAGAAUCCACACAGGAGAGAAACCCUUCAGUUGUUCUGUCUGUGGUAGAAGAUUCGCAGACAGCUCAAAUAUGACCAAACACUUAAGAGUUCAUACGGGAGAAAAACCAUAUCAAUGCUCAGUUUGUAAAACAAGUUUCACUUCUAGAAGCAUUUUGUCCAAACACAUGAGAAUCCACACAAGGGGAGAAAAACCAUUUAGUUGCUCAGUUUGCAGUAAAAGAUUUAUACACAAGGGAUAUCUGACACAACACAUGGCACUCCACACGGGGGAGAAACGAUACAGCUGCACUGUUUGUGACAAAAGAUUCACUUGGCAGUCCCAGCUCAACAACCAUCAUUGUGUUGGUCGUCAGUCCUCACAGCUUCAUCAAAGACAAACUGAAGAGAACAGAGAUGUAGAGCAUUUGAAAUCAGAAGCUCAUGGAGAGGACUGUGGAGAACCAGAACCAGCCAGGAACUCAGAUCCAGAUAGACAUUUACAACCAGCUACUCGUGACGAGACAUCAGACUCCUCUGAACCUGAGACUGAUGACAGUUGUGACUGGGAUGAGACCAGGGAACCUCAGUCAGGUUUAAACCCUCUGCAAAACAAUGAAGUACCUGUAAGUGAUCAGGAAUGUAAUACUGGAAAAACAUCAAGUAGCUCCUCUGAAUGUGCUACAAGCUUUGGCCACAAGGGACAUCUGCAGGAACAAGAUGGACUCCAAACAGGAGAGAAACCAUAUAGUUGCUCAGUUUGUAAAAAAACUUUUCCAUGGAGAGGACAUGUUUUGAGGCACAUGAGAAUCCACACAGGGGAGAAACCCUUCAGUUGUUCUGUCUGUGGUAAAAGAUACUUCGGGAAGCACUCCUUAUCGACUCAUAUGAGACUUCAUUCAGAAGGAAAACGUUUCAGCUGCUCAGUUUGUGAAAAAACUUUUCAAUGGAGAGGAGACGUUGUGAGGCACAUAAGAAUCCACACAGGAGAGAAACCCUUCACUUGUUCUGUCUGUGGUAGAAGAUUCGCAGACAGCUCAAAUAUGACCAAACACUUAAGAGGACAUACGGGAGAAAAACCAUAUCAAUGCUCAGUUUGUAAAACAAGUUUCACUUCUAGAAGCAUUUUGUCCAAACACAUGAGAAUCCACACGGGAGAGAAACCAUUUAGUUGCUCAGUUUGCAGUAAAAGAUUUAUACACAAGGGAUAUCUGACACAACACAUGGCACUCCACACGGGGGAGAAACGAUACAGCUGCACUGUUUGUGACAAAAGAUUCACUUGGCAGUCCCAGCUCAACAACCAUCAUUGUGUUGGUCUUCAGUCCUCACAGCUUCAUCAAAGACAAACUGAAGAGAACAGAGAUGUAGAGCAUUUGAAAUCAGAAGCUUGUGGAGAGGACUGUGGAGGACCAGAACCAGCCAGGAACUCUGAUCCAGAUAGACAUUUACAACCAGCUACUCAUGACAAGAUGUCAGACUACUCGGAACCUGAGACUGAUGACAGUUGUGAUUGGGAGGAGACCAGGGAACCUCAGUCAGGUUUAAACACUCAAAACAAUGAAGUACAUGUAAGUGGUCAGGAAUGUAAUACUGGAAAAACAUCAAGUAGCUCCUCUGAAUUUGCUACAAGCUUUGGCCACAAGGGACAUCUGCAGGAACAAGAUGGACUCCAAACAGGAGAGAAACCAUUUAGUUGUUCAGUUAGUGGUAAAAGAUAUUUUGGGAAGAACUCCUUAAAGAGACUUAAUUCAGAAGGAAAAGGUUUCAGCUGCUCAGUUUGUAAAAAAACUUUUCAAAGGAAAGAUAGUGUUGUGAGACACAUGAUAAUCCACACAGGGGAGAAACCCUUUAGUUGCUCAGUUUGUGGUAAAAGAUUCACACGAAACUCACAUUUGACCUCACACUUAAGAGUUCAUACAGGAGAAAAACCUUUCAGCUGCUCAGUUUGUAAAAGAAGUUUUGGUGACAGAAGCUCUUUUACCCAACACAUGAGAAUCCACACAGGGGAGAAACCAUUUAGUUGCAGCGUUUGUGAUAAAAGAUUCAGUCGGCUCGCUAAAAUGAAAACCCACAAGUGUGCUGGUGAGAGCAGUGGAAGUAAAAGAAGCUGCAGAGAUGUUUGUUGAGCCAUUUCCUUCCUGCAGGAUUGAAGUACUGAGGGCAAGACUUGGCUCAACACUGAUCAGUUCAAAACUGUCAGACAGACUCCAAAAUCAGUCGUGCUUAUUUAAAUUCUGUUUUUGUGUGUGUGUGUGUGUCAGAAUUAUUUGGUCAUUUUCCGGGAACUGUGCUUUUUGGUAUUACAUGUAUUUGUUGAUUUAAAAGUGAUUUAUGUUAGGAGAGCAAUGAGGCCAAGAGUGCAUUCCACCGGUGCUCCCUAUCCCAAACUAGCCUAAAGGAAACUGAGAGACUGAAGGACGAGAACAUGUGUGACUGUGUGACUCUGGAGAGGAGAGUUUCUUAUCUGUCUGCCCUGCCCCAAAUGGGAAAAAAAGUACUUCACACUGUUGUUUGCUCUGGCCUGCUUGCUUUAUAUCACCCUAUUAUCAGUUUUAAUGUUUUUGCCAUCUCCAAUCUCAGUUUUACUAUUCUUUGGUUCCGCAACAUGACUGUUUUGUUUUGUAGAACCUGUGGAAAGUUUUGUGAUUUGUUGAUGUAUUCAGGCUCUGUAAAGCCAAUGGAAAUUCAGUCUCAUGACCAUGUAGAGAUAAACACUCCUUGCUGUGAUGCAGGUUUCAAAAACUCACCUCAGCUGUGCUGUAUAGUAAGGUAAUGCUGAGGGCUGAGUUGGCUUCUUUUUCUCUUUUCCUUUUGCUGUUUUUUUUUUUUUAAUUGAUUUUGUUUUAUUUUUUAGGUUUAGGUGUUUGAUUGUUAGACAGGUUUAGGUUGCUGAGACAUUAGGAGUAGUAAGGUUGGGAAUCAUUUUCACUUUUUUAUGGUUAAAACAAACAAGUAGAUCGUUUUGAUCUAUUGAAAGAUCUUUUUCUCUUAUUUGAAUUCUUGAUUCUUAAAUGAUACCCAAGGCUUCUUCAAAAAACGCUUCGGUAAGGCUUCUUGCAUUCUACAGUUUUCUAAUAAUGUUAGAAGUGCUAAUCUUUGUACCUCAAGAGAGGGACAAGCAUUAAAGGUGUUAGGAUAUGAGUAUUAUGUGUUUCCUAGAACAGGAGGAGAACCUCACUGUGUCCUUUAAUUCUCUAUCAGAUACUAAUAACCUUUAGGAGGAGAGAGACCUAACGCAUACUGACUCCCCUAGGUCUCCCUCAAGGGAGACAGGGUUCUCAGUGCCCAGAUUGACACUUGUGUUAGAUUUUGGAGUCUGUUAGAUCAGGUUAACGAUUAAAAUUGUCCAAAAGUGUUUUAUGUCACAUAUACAGCAUUAUGUUGUCUUAAAUGUGAAUUAUAAAUUAAAUGACUUGACUUAUCUGCCAAUAACACAGUUUAUUUCUAAUUUAAUGGAAUCUCCUGGUCUUGAAUUGAUCUCUCUAUGUCUAUGUGUGAAACAUGAACAGUUGGUUCUUAAACUGCUCAUACUGUAUAUGUGUUAUUUCAGUCAAAUUAAAAGUCAUUAGACAAACUUUGAUUUCACACAAUUCGACAGCUGACAAAGGAACAUGAGGCGGGAGCUUUGAAGUUUCUCUCUGCUGGGUUGGGUUGUCUUUAAGGGCCAAACUAGAGGUGCAUGUGUGUGAUCUAUUUAGGAUAAUGGUGUCAAGUUAAAAGGAGUUAGUUAGCAUGCAAAGACUCUGUGUGAACAUCACUAACAUCAACUUAGUAUGUGGCUACCAAAUUAACCUAACAAAUGAAAACACAUCACAACAAUAAAACCUCAAUGAAAACAUCAGUAAUGUCACAUGUACAAAAGUUAAACAGUCCUUUGCUUAGCUAUAUAGACUUUUGCUGUGCAGUGUCCGCUUGUAGAGAUCGGAAGAAGCCGGUCGCUCUGCCUGUGGUUGUCCUUACAGAGGUAACAGCUCGGUGUGAACUUGCUUCAUGCUCCUGUUAACAUAUGAAGUUAGCUGGCAGGCUUUGUGUAAAAGCUGUUGGUGCAGUUUAGUAAAUUACAACUUGCUCUCCCUGACCGUGCCUAGGAUGACCUAACACCACCAUUUUUAAGGAACAUCUCAUGAUCUCUGGUCUUCAUCAAGUGGAACUCAGGACUUAUAUGACUCAGAAGACAAAGGACAAAGAGACUGACUUUGCAAUGCAGAACUGAAAUGUACAAUAUUAUGUUACGUGUCUUUAACCAUAUAUAAACGAAGGUGAAGUUUUGAGUUGAUAUGCUGAAAACAAACCCUUGAAAGUGACAUUCUUGGUAAUUUAGGACAGCACGUGUGAUAAUUUGGGAUACAGUUUUUUAUUAGUGAUUCUGUGAUUAGUGUAAAUUCAACUCUAAUGACAUACGUCAAAAAAUAUUUUAAACUGAGUUCUUGUUGUCUUAACGGUAUUAUUAAUCAAUUAAACAUGCCUAAGAUUACUUGAUGUUACGCAGUAGCCUAUUAUGAUGUGGUAUGAUGGCCUCAUUCUGUCGUCACUCCACUUGUUGUAGCCUCAUUGGUGUGUUUAGACUCUUUGAAUACCUAAUAAAACAGGAAAUGUGAA